GGGCAAGAUCAGCGCCUCGAGAGUCCAAAGUAAGCAUUUUUCAUCCUGUCGUCAUUUGCCGCCACUUUGCUUUGUCGACACUUUUAAAACAACGAGUUUUGCGGGAGAGUGAGAGAGGAUUUAUUGAUCUAUCAAGUGAUUGUUGAAUAUUCAUCGAUCUGCUCUGCUUGAUUUGGUUUACUUGAUUAGCCGCGCCUCUAUCACCGAUACCGAUGCUGAUUUAAGAAUCAUCAGCUGUCUACGGAUCAUUCGCAUCAACACCUCUAUAUUCUUUUACCAGAGCCGAUACACGCAACCAUCGUAUAUUGUUUCGAUCUCUGGGUUAUUUCUUAUUCCGUUUUGUAUAUUUGCAUACCCUCGCAUCUUUACGUUUCUCGCCACUCCAUUUGAUUUAAGACCACGCCAUGCGGAUCAUCCUUUUACCGUUGACCACGACGACGCGUAUGGUCAUCGCGCAGCGCACCGGAUACACAGCAGUCAUCGCGGCGAACCCGAGACGUAUAGACGACAAGCUGACGCUACGGGCGCACAAGAUGUGGGCGGAUUGGGAGAGCUCGUCGACGUGGUGGAAAAAACAGGUGACGAAAUGGGGAAACAAGGCGAUGGACAAUAUCUCGUACGAGGAGUGGUCGCUGAAGGGAAUCCCGCGCGCGCCACCGGGCCUGCUGAUGCAGAGCCCGAAGAAGUGGUGGGAAGUUUGGCGGUCGUCAGGUGAAAAUGCAACGCCAGAGGAGAUAGAAGGGCUUGUGAGCGGGAAGGUCGCGUUGGUGUUCCCACCCCGUCACAUCAACGCAGACGAAGUAGCGCCGAUCUUGCGCAAGUUUGCUGUUUCGAAGCAGCCGUAUCAUCUGAAGAUGAUGCUUAUAUAUGGUGCGGUGUCGCCGCUUACUUUGCCGGUCGCGCUGCUUCCAGUUAUUCCCAAUAUUCCAGGAUUCUACUGUUUGUAUCGGAUGUGGUCGCAUUGGAAAGCAUACGAGGGAGCAAAGGUUUUGGAUCGUAUCGUAUCUGAGGACAAAUAUAUACUCGAACCGAGCUACACUCUGGAAUCAGCGUUGAAACCCGCACCCGGCCCCGAAGAUGCACCUCUGCGAGCCACAUCGACCGGCGAAGAGACGCUGCUGGACAGCUCUCAGGUGAAGGCGGUUUCAGAAGCGUUGGACGCGCCUGAGCUUGAAGGAGAGCUGAAUCGGGCGAUUGUGCAGACGCGCGAGCGCAUAACGAAGGAAAACAAUGAGGCGGCCAAGAUUACACCGCCAGAGAAAUGAGGAUGUGAUGUUGAGCGCAUGAGAUGUUGAGAGUGUGAGGAUGGCAUGCCAAGGGCGCGUUCUUUGCAGGUUGUAUAUAAAUUUACGCUAGGUAUAUAAAAACAUCGCGUCUUUCGUUCUGUUACCAAGUUCUUACGGGAAGCGGACAAGACAA
Myxozyma melibiosi is the source of this 1419-nucleotide messenger RNA. RefSeq names its product mitochondrial K+-H+ exchange-related-domain-containing protein. Gene Ontology annotation, cellular component: mitochondrial inner membrane. The record is from RefSeq and is a predicted model, not a curated record. Gene Ontology annotation, biological process: potassium ion transport; proton transmembrane transport. The transcript has 3 exons. Lineage: Eukaryota; Fungi; Ascomycota; Lipomycetes; Lipomycetales; Lipomycetaceae. The coding region runs from base 405 to 1265 and encodes 286 amino acids.